UGAUUGUCUCUCCAUUUUUGUAUGACAAGUAUCCCCUGUCUGUCAUCCCACAACCAGAUCUCUUGGGUGCUGGCUCUUACUACCCUCCUCUGGUCUGGGACACAGGGCUGUUCUCUAAUUUCUUCACCUCUGAAUCGGAGUACAAGAAAAGUGCAGCUUCUCCAUCCAGCCCUGACUCCAAACCCCUGGACCUGACCUCCCUGUCAAGCGAAGAGGAGGAUGGCAAGACGAGCUCUGACCCGCCCAGCCCAGCCUCAUCGGCCACAGAAGCCGAGAAAUUCCAUUGCAGCCAGUGCAGCAAGUCCUACUCAACUUUUGCAGGCCUUUCCAAGCACAGACAGUUGCAUUGUGAUUCCCAGACCAGGAAAUCUUUCAGCUGUAAAUAUUGCGAAAAGGAAUAUGUGAGCUUGGGGGCUCUCAAGAUGCACAUCCGAAGCCAUACCUUGCCCUGUGUGUGUAAAAUCUGUGGCAAGGCUUUCUCCAGGCCGUGGCUCCUGCAGGGCCACAUCAGAACGCACACUGGGGAAAAGCCAUUCUCCUGCACGCACUGUAGCCGGGCCUUUGCUGACCGCUCAAACCUCCGUGCUCAUCUGCAGACCCACUCAGAUGUUAAGAAGUAUCAGUGUAAAACUUGCUCCCGGACUUUCUCUCGCAUGUCACUUCUCCACAAACAUGAAGAAACAGGUUGCAUUGGAACCCGCUGAAUGCUCCUGCUGAACACCAUGGACUCCUCCAUGCCAAUCCAUGUAUUGUAACUAGUGUCCGUAGGAAAAUAGUUCUGCUGAGCUGUCACAAACAGCAUGUACUGAACUCUGGUUGUUUCCAGCUGCUUCAAGCCUUAAAGCAUCAUACAUAAUACUUCGCUCUUUGUCUUCAGGAGAGUUUUUAAAACCUGAUUUGCCAUUUUAUUCCAUCCCCUGGCUCCCGCAGUGGCAAUAUGCUUCUUGAUUCAAGCACAGGAAGGAUCACUGCUGCAUCAGAAAUGAUGGGUUGACAAAACAAUGUGGGAUGUUUUAAAAUGAGCUCCUAAAACCUGGUACCCUCCAGAUGUGUUGGACAAAUACCCCCAGCAUUUUUAGAAAUGGAGUUUUUGUUGUGGAAUUUGGUGUGUUACAGCCAACACUUCUGCAGGGUACCAGUAUGGGAACAGCUAUUCCAAACUGAAAUCUGGCUAAAAACAUUUUGUUGAGCUACUUCUAAAAGGGGUCAGAUACGUCCUUCUGGAAUUUGCAAGCAGAUUAUAGAGGUGCUGACGACCUCUUUCUCCCACCCCCUGCAUCUGGUACUCGGAAGUAUACUGCCACUAAACAUGGAAACUCCAUGAGGGCUUUCUUAUCUAACAGCCAUUGAGUCUUAUCCCCUGAGAAUUUUUCCUAAUCAGCUUCUUCAAAGCCAUCUAAAUUAACAGCAGUCGCUAAUGUUCCCUGUUUGCUUUACAAAUGUGAGAAUAUUCUGCAUCUUGUGCCUAGCUUGCCUGAAAAAUCACAAUCUUUCAUUUUUACUCUUAAAGAAAAUGACCAGAAUAAUAGAUUCACAGUAACUCGUGACACUGAAUUGAUAUGCCUCUAAACAAAGGGCAAAAAUCUAAGUGUUAACGCUUCCCCCGCCACCACCUCAAACUCUCCAUUGCUCCUUGUACUGUGUAUGCACCCUCCUUAGUGCAGCUAUGCAGGAAUACAGUAUUGCAUUAGUUCUGGGUCAGCAGAGGGAUAAUUCGCAAUGCUUCAAAGACGAACUAUGUCUGCAGAAGGCACUGGGUAGCCAUUCAAAGCAAGGCUCCUGUUUACAAGAGCAGCUAUGCACUCAAGCACCUGUUAAUAUGACUUCUUUUAACAACUGCUUUUUCAAAAGAACUGUGACUAAUAGCAGGCACUUGUCAGGCGAUUCAAUAGCCGCCUGGGUAGGGGAGGCUGCCCCAUUGACAGGUGUGUGCCAAAAGAGCCACUUACGGUUAUUGACAGGUGCCUCCUGAAUGCAUUUCUUUUGUACAUUGUUUCCACAUCAUAAACAUCAACAAAAAGGAUGAAAAACAAAAGGGUAUGUUUACAUUUCAAAGGUACACUGGUAUUUAUAUAUUUUUGUGCCACA
Messenger RNA from Python bivittatus (Burmese python), 2088 nucleotides. The record is from RefSeq and is a predicted model, not a curated record. NCBI's taxonomy places the organism in Eukaryota, Metazoa, Chordata, Lepidosauria, Squamata, Pythonidae.